CGACGAAUUGAAUCUUUAGACGUCAUUAAUCACGUGCUGCUGAUAAAGUGACACUGCUUUGAAUUAUACCGCUUAGCGACUUCAGUACAUGCCUCAUAGCUCCAGUCUCAAACUUAACCCCGUUCCUGCUGAAGAAGAAGAGGUCUGCUGGAUGGAGAAAGAAGCUCUCGUGAAAGUGGAGGAGGAAGAGGAGGCUGUUACAAUACAAAAACAAGUAGAGAGUGAGGCUGUUACAGUGAAAGAAGAAGAGAAAGACGUUUCAGUUAAAGAAGAGGAAGAUGCGUUCAGAGUUAAAGAGGAGGAAGAAGAUGUUUCAGUGAAAGAAGAGGAGGGGGAGGUGACUGUCACAUUGAAAAAUGAAGAAGAGGAGGGACCUGGAUAUCUGGGCCCGGUUUCACAAACUCAUCUUAAGGCAUCCAAUGGUUCUAACAAUGAACAGGCCCUGAUUAACACUAGAGAGAGACGUGACUAUCCUGGAUCAUCUGGGGGGCCUCAACAACCUCAUGAUGCUGAUGAGGCAGAGAAGAGUCUCUCCACAUCAAAACACCUCAAGAAACAUCAGCAGAGAUCCACAGGAGAGAAACCAUACUGCUGCUCUGACUGCGGGAAGCGUUUCUUAAGAUCAGAUUCACUAAAAAUACACAUGAGAAUUCACACUGGAAAGAAAUCUUAUAGCUGCUCGAACUGCAGGAAGGGUUUCUUAAGAUCAGAUUCACUAAAAAUACACAUGAGAAUUCACACGGGAGAGAAACCUUAUAUCUGUGAUCAAUGUGGGAAGAGUUUUACUACAUCUCACCAGCUGACUUCACACCAGAGAACACACACAGGAGAGAAACCUUAUAGCUGUAAUCAAUGUGGGAAGAAUUUUCAUACAUCAAGCCAUCUGAUUCGACACCAGAGAACACACACAGGAGAGAAGCCUUUUAACUGUGAUCAAUGUGGGAAGAGUUUUCCUACAUCUAGUCAGCUGACUUCACACCAGAGAACACACACAGGAGAGAAACCUUAUAGCUGUAAUCAAUGUGGGAAUAAUUUUCCUACAUCAAGCCAUCUAAUUCGACACCAGAGAACACACACAGGAGAGAAGCCUUAUAGCUGUGAUCAAUGUGGGAAGAGUUUUCCUUCAUCUAGCCAGCUGACUUCACACCAGAGAACACACACAGGAGAGAAACCUUAUAGUUGUAAUCAAUGUGGGAAGAGUUUUACUACAUCUAGCCAGCUGACUUCACACCAGAGAACACACACAGGAGAGAAACCUCAUAGCUGUAAUAUAUGUGACAAGAGAUACUCUGAUAAAAGAUCUCUGAUUAAACAUCAGAAAAUACAUGGAGUUGUUUCAUGAUAUCAAUUAAAUAAUGUCACAAUGUAGAAUGUUUUAACAUUAGUAAGAGUAUUUUUAAUGAUGUCACAAUGUAGAAUGUUUUAACAUUAGUAGGAGUAUUUUAAUGAUGUCACAAUGUAGAAUGUUUUAACAUUGUAGUAUGAGUAUUUUAAAGAUGUUCUACCUUAUCGUUUGCCCUGUUCAAUUGAUUGCAGCAUGAUAUGGAUAUUAUCCUCAGGGGAAAAUCCAGGCUCUGAAUUGAAAGGGUAUUAUUGAACAAAAAGUGACUAACAAAAGAGCUGUGUUACACUUGAACCAAAAUGCAACACUUCAAAAUGUAGCUAGCUGUUUUCUACAAGUUGAAGAAAAUACUUGUAACAUGAUAAUUGUUGCAGAUGUUUGUGUGUAUAUAUUAUAUACACAUGGAUGCAGUAUAAUAAAUUGUUCAUAAAAUUGA
This is a messenger RNA of Oncorhynchus mykiss (rainbow trout), 1778 nucleotides long. RefSeq lists its product as uncharacterized. NCBI's taxonomy places the organism in Eukaryota, Metazoa, Chordata, Actinopteri, Salmoniformes, Salmonidae. Gene Ontology annotation, biological process: regulation of transcription by RNA polymerase II. The record is from RefSeq and is a predicted model, not a curated record. Gene Ontology annotation, molecular function: DNA-binding transcription factor activity, RNA polymerase II-specific; RNA polymerase II cis-regulatory region sequence-specific DNA binding.